Molecule: messenger RNA, 1134 nt
Organism: Lolium perenne
Lineage: Eukaryota; Viridiplantae; Streptophyta; Magnoliopsida; Poales; Poaceae
Product: expansin-A17-like
Biological process (GO): plant-type cell wall organization
Cellular component (GO): extracellular region
Source: RefSeq, a predicted model, not a curated record
AUGGGUGCUCCAGGAGGGUUCCGGAGGACGGCCAGGGCGACGAAAACCGAUCGGCCGGAGCAUGGCCACGAAUCGGGCGACCGUCGUCGCGGUGGUCCUGAUGGCGGCGGCUCACCUGACAGGCGCCAGCUUAACUCAGCAGUACUAUUCGCCACCGCAGUCGAGUCCACCGCCACCGCCGCCCCAGUCGAGUCCGCCUCCCCCGUCACCUCAGCCGAGUCCACCGCCGGCGCCGCCCCAAUCAAGUCCGCCUCCGCUGCCCCAAGCGAGUCCGCCGCCACGCCAGUCGAGUCCGCCGCCGUCGACUCCAAGUCCGAGCAGUUACGGGGGCUUCCAAGCGUCUGGAGAUUCUGGCAAUGCCCGUUAGGCGGUGCGUGCGGGUAUAGUGGCAGUGACAUCGCGAAGCUCUAUUCAACGAGAACGGCGGCCCUCAGCACGCCGAUGUUCUCCGAUGGUGAUGGGUGUGGGCGGUGCUACGAGAUCCAGUGUGUCAAGUCCAAGUGGUGCACUAAGGGCUCCCCUUCCAUCAUCAUCACAGGCACCAACCUCUGCCCGCCCAACCAGAACAAGCCUAACGACAAUGGUGGCUGGUGCAAUCCUCCGCGACAACACUUUGAUUUGGCGCCUCCAUCCUUCAAAACACUUGCUGACAAGGUCGCCGGCAUCAUCCCUGUCCAAUUCCGCCGUGUCCCCUGCCAGAGGUCUGGCGGAGUCAGGUUCUGCGUCAAGGGAAACAACAACUGGCUCCUACUCCACGUCAUGAAUGUCGCCGGUGGCGGUGAUAUUAGCGAGAUGGCUGUCAAGAUGGCCGGUGGUGACUGGGUACAGAUGUCGCAGAAUUGGGGCAUCACAUAUCAGGCAUACGCCGCGAUGGACAAAUCCAAGGCCCUCACUGUUAGGAUCAUCGGUGGCUCCUCGCCGCAACAGACCAUCAUAGUCGCUGACGCCAUCCCCGCAAGUUGGUCUACUGGACUCUGCUACCAAGGAUCAAAUAACUUCUGGUGAUCCAUAUACAUGCUCCCUGUUAAUUGUAGUGCAUCAACUCGAUGCAUUACUUGUAUUAAAAAAUUAAGCAGUUUACAGGACCAGACUCUUAAUUUUCUAUGUUUCAUGGGUGUGUUUCUCUCUUGUCUA